This is a messenger RNA of Rhipicephalus microplus (southern cattle tick), 1122 nucleotides long. Its product is annotated as protein ANTAGONIST OF LIKE HETEROCHROMATIN PROTEIN 1-like. Lineage: Eukaryota; Metazoa; Arthropoda; Arachnida; Ixodida; Ixodidae. The record is from RefSeq and is a predicted model, not a curated record.
AUGCGUCGAAUGCGGGAAGGCGACCAGCAGUUUUUUUUUUUUAAGUUUUACCACAUGUCACCCGCGCUGUUCGACAAGUUGCUGGGCUUUGUUGCUGCGGACUUGACACAGCAGCACUUCAUACGAGAGCCCCUGGAGCCAGGCGAAAGGCUUGCAAUAACCUUGAGUUACCUGGCUUCAGGGCUGGACAUCUGCAACGUGGCCCUCGCCUACCGUGUCGGCAUUGAAACUGCCCGGAGAAGCAUUCACGUGACCUGUAGAGCCAUUUGGGCUCGUCUGAAGGACCACUUUAUGAAGAUACCAACCAAGGCUGACUGGGCCAAGAUUGCUGGCGACUUCACCCGGCGUUGGCAGUUCCCAAACUGUUUGGGGGCUGUUGACGGGAAGCACGUCGCCAUCACCCGCCCGCCGAAAUCUGGAAGUGCCUUCUUCAAUUACAAGGGCACUUUCUCCAUUGUGCUGAUGGCCACGGUCGACAGCUCUUCGAAGUUCGUGCUGGUCGAUAUUGGGGCAGAGAGCCGCCAGAGUGUUCAAGAACACGAACUCCCAGGCACCACAAAGGUGACGCCGUACGCUUUCGUCGGGGAUGAAGCGUUCCAGCUGCGGCGUGACUUUAUGCGCCCUUUCCCUGCUAGACUCCUUGAAGAUGAACGAAGAGUGUUCAAUUACAGACUAAGCCGAGCACGGAAGUGUGCUGAAAACACCUUCGGCAUCACAGCGGCCAGGUGGCGCAUACUGCUCCGCACCAUUCAGCUUCUCCCCAAGAAUGUGGAUUAUGUAGUGAAGGCAGCAUGUGUACUGCAUAAUUUCUUAGCGGUCCUAAAUGAGGAAUCGGACCAGAUACUCGACCAAGAGGACAGGUUCGGAAAUGUGGUUCCAGGACGGUGGAGGCAGGGCAUCCAGCAGACGUCGGGGCAGGGGCAUGUGGACCCCUGCUAUUUCCCGCUUCAGGGAUCCCAGUCACGGAACUUCAGUGCAGAUGCUGCGGAUGCCAGGACGCUUUUCUCGGCCUACUUUUGCAGUAGCGCUGGAGAGGUACCGUGGCAGUGGCACCAGCCCGGAGUCUCCAAACAAGGGGCCCUGAAGCGCUUGGAAGAGCAGAGGCUGCACCCAUUUUGCUGA